AUGGCCAGCACACCGAGCUUGACGCCCUCGCGCACCCCCUCGCGGAGUAUGACACCAGCCAGCCAGGGACAGAUGGAUCAGCCGAUCUUCCCUCCUUUGUUGAUGGACCGCGCAGGGUGCCCUUCAGGCAUUCAAUUCCGCCCCGAACGCAGGGCACAGGAGUUCAUCCAUCCCUUCCUUGCCAAGCCGGUCUAUCGGUCUGUGCCGAUGGAUGAUGAGACGGGCUACACUGGAUACAUCAAGAGGCGCACAGAUCCGCAGCUCUUCGCCCGCAGCUAUGCCAAAGGCAGCUGGGAGGCCGCCCGGCUGGGCAUGCCAAGGACCUUGAUGCUGAGCCGUUCUGUGCCAAGCCUUCUUUUUACCAGAUCCUUGGCCAGUCAGCGUCUUUCUUCCGUUCGUUGA
Molecule: messenger RNA, 402 nt
Organism: Durusdinium trenchii
Lineage: Eukaryota; Dinophyceae; Suessiales; Symbiodiniaceae
Source: the annotation of a GenBank genome assembly